AUGGUCCUGGAGUUCGUCAGCCCAAGAGUCUCUGCUGCUCAUAUGGUACCCGGCACUGAAAGGCAGGUUUUCAUGAGGCUCAAGGAUUCGGAAGAUCUUGUUAGAGCCUACCCGCGGAUACCUGCAAUGUCACUGAAAGAUUGCCUACUAGACAAGGGCAUAUGUCCCUGUUCACUCGUCAACCCAACCAUCCGUGGCCUUGGUCUGGGUCUGUGUUAUGGAUGUCGGGCCCAGCGCAACGAUGAAUCCACCAUCGCAGUGACUCUUCUGCGCCAGCAAAACGCGCAUCGAAUUCAGUCGUCAAAGUUCAUCUUUGUCGAUUCGGGCCUAAGUGUUGUGGCGGGAUCCGCUGUGAUGGAUACUCUUCUAAACGAUGAAAGGCUUGGCGAGUAG
Molecule: messenger RNA, 393 nt
Organism: Fusarium pseudograminearum CS3096
Lineage: Eukaryota; Fungi; Ascomycota; Sordariomycetes; Hypocreales; Nectriaceae
Exons: 5
Coding region: 1-393 (130 amino acids)
Source: RefSeq, a predicted model, not a curated record